This is a messenger RNA of Castor canadensis (American beaver), 3011 nucleotides long. It is a transcript of the gene Mme, whose product is annotated as membrane metalloendopeptidase. Gene Ontology annotation, cellular component: plasma membrane. Lineage: Eukaryota; Metazoa; Chordata; Mammalia; Rodentia; Castoridae. The record is from RefSeq and is a predicted model, not a curated record. Gene Ontology annotation, biological process: protein processing; amyloid-beta clearance. Gene Ontology annotation, molecular function: metalloendopeptidase activity.
AGCGACGGAGCUCGAGCGAGCGCCGGCGGCAGCAGCCGCGCGACCACGAUUGUAGGUGAUGGGAAGAUCGGAAAGUCAGAUGGAUAUAACUGAUAUCAACACUCCAAAGCCAAAGAAGAAACAGCGAUGGACUCCACUGGAAAUCAGUCUCUCGGUCCUCGUCCUGCUCCUGACUGUCAUCGCGGUGACAAUGAUAGCACUCUACGCAACCUAUGAUGAUGGUAUUUGCAAGUCACCAGACUGCAUAAAAUCUGCUGCUCGACUGAUCCAGAACAUGGAUGCCACUGCUGAGCCUUGCACCGACUUUUUCACAUAUGCAUGUGGAGGCUGGCUGAAACGCAACGUCAUUCCUGAGACCAAUUCCCGUUACAGUAACUUUGACAUUUUAAGAGAUGAGCUAGAAGUCAUUUUAAAUGAUGUCCUUCAGACACCCAAAACUGAUGAUAUAGAAGCAGUGCAGAAAGCAAAAACAUUGUUCAGGUCUUGUAUAAAUGAAACUGCUAUUGACAGUAGAGGAGGACAGCCUCUGCUCAAACUCUUACCAGAUAUAUAUGGGUGGCCGGUAGCGACAGAAAACUGGGAACAGACAUAUGGUACUUCUUGGACAGCUGAAAAAGCUAUUGCACAAUUGAAUUCCAAAUAUGGGAAGAAGGUCCUCAUCAACUUUUUUAUUGGCACUGAUGAUAAGAACUCUACACACUAUAUAAUUCAUUUUGACCAACCUCGACUUGGCCUUCCUUCCAGAGACUACUACGAAUGCACCGGACUAUAUGAAGAGGCUUGUACAGCGUAUGUGGCUUUUAUGAUUUCUGUGGCCAAAUUGAUUCGUCAGGAAGAAGGAUUGCCUAUUGAUGAAAACCAGAUUUCUUUGGAAAUGAAUAAAAUUAUGGAAUUGGAAAAAGAACUUGCCAAUGCUACUACUAAAUCUGAAGAUCGAAAUGACCCAGUGAUUCUUUAUAAGAAAAUGACCUUGGCCCAGCUGCAAAAUAACUUUUCCCUGGAGAUCAAUGGAAAGCCAUUCAGCUGGUCAAAUUUCACAAAUGAAAUCAUGUCAACUGUGAAUAUCAAUAUUCCAAAUGAGGAGGAAGUGGUUAUUUAUGCUCCAGAAUAUGUAACCAAACUUAAGCCCAUUCUUACCAAAUAUUCUGCCAGAGAUCUUCAAAAUUUAAUGUCCUGGAGGUUGAUAAUGGAUCUUGUAAGCAGCCUCAGCCGAACCUACAAGGAGUCCAGAAAUGCUUUCCGCAAGGCUAUUACUGGCACAACAGUAGAAAUGGCAAUUUGGAGACGUUGUGCAAACUACGUGAAUGGGAAUAUGGAAAAUGCCGUGGGAAGGCUUUAUGUGAAAGAAGCAUUUGCUGGGGACAGCAAACACUUGGUUGAAGAUUUGAUUGCACAAAUCCGGGAAGUUUUUAUUCAAACAUUAGAUGACCUCACUUGGAUGGACGCAGAAACAAAAAAGAAAGCUGAAGAGAAGGCCUUAGCAAUUAAAGAAAGGAUUGGCUAUCCUGAUGAUAUUAUUUCAAAUGAUAACAAACUGAAUAAUGAAUACCUUGAGUUGAACUACAAAGAAGAUGAAUACUUUGAGAACUUAAUUCAAAAUUUGAAAUUCAUCCAAAGUAAACAACUAAAGAAGCUCCGAGAAAAGGUGGACAAGAAUGAGUGGAUAAGCGGAGCAGCGGUCGUCAAUGCAUUUUAUUCUUCAGGCAGAAAUCAGAUGGUCUUCCCAGCAGGCAUUCUGCAGCCCCCCUUCUUUAGUGCUCAGCAGCCCAGCUCACUGAACUUUGGGGGCAUCGGCAUGGUUAUAGGACAUGAAAUCACCCACGGCUUUGAUGACAAUGGAAGAAACUUUAACAAGGAUGGAGACCUUGUUGACUGGUGGACCCAACAGUCUGCAAAUAAUUUUAAAGAACAAUCCCAAUGCAUGGUGUACCAGUAUGGAAACUUCACGUGGGACCUUGCAGGAGGACAGCAUCUCAAUGGACUUAAUACCCUGGGAGAAAACAUUGCCGAUAAUGGAGGUAUUGGCCAAGCAUACAGGGCCUAUCAGAAUUAUGUUAAAAAGAAUGGUGAAGAAAAAUUACUUCCUGGACUUGACCUAAAUCACAAACAACUGUUCUUCUUGAACUUUGCCCAGGUGUGGUGUGGGACCUACAGGCCAGAGUAUGCCUUCAACUCCAUUAAAACGGAUGUGCACAGUCCAGGCAAUUUCAGGAUCAUCGGGACCUUGCAGAACUCCCCAGAUUUUUCUGAAGCCUUCCACUGCCACAAGAACUCGUACAUGAAUCCAGAGAAGAAGUGCCGGGUCUGGUGAUCUCUGGGCAGCCUGCCCCCGAGGCACAAAUGGGAGCGCCAAACCAGGAGGAAGGGGCCCCAAGGUCACGGCGGUCACCUGGGGGCCACUCACAGAGAUGAGCAUGAAAUGCUCAGGAAAUUGUCUAUCCUCCAAGUGUGCAAGGAGGUCUACAAUUCAUCCAGUCACUUUUCACUGUAAAUAGUGCUUCAUUUCUAAAGAUAGUAUUCAUGCACAUUUGCUUGUCGCUGGGGCUGCCAGUUCCAUGCUGUCCCAGAAAACAGUGCAAACCACAUGCUCCAUUCCAGGAUGCCUAAUCCAAGGGCAAAGGAGGGUGUCAAACGCAGCCAGGCCCCAGGAGCGCAGCAGGGGCACGACAGCUCAAAACCAUUGCUAGGUACUGGUUUGUGCUUUUAUUUGCAACGUCUAUGCGCCUUCAAAACCUUCCAAAGAAUUCUCACACAUAACUGGGGCCUUUUUGCCACACAUCGAUUAGUCAUUCUGUCAUCAUUUUAUCUGAAGCACUCCUACGGAAAAAAAAAAAAUGAAUGUCUCAACUGUUUGUUGUACCUGCUUCAUUGAUUUGGAGACUCCUGGGCCCCUGAAAUUUUCUAAGCAAUUUCUUGCUCUCAAAACUUGGUCUUUUUAAGGGAUUUAUAGUAAUGUAUAAAUAAUAAUUUUUAUAUUUAAUUAUUAACUACAUUGAUGACUAAGUAACUGU